Messenger RNA from Acanthaster planci (crown-of-thorns starfish), 6419 nucleotides. Its product is annotated as F-box/WD repeat-containing protein 7-like. Gene Ontology annotation, biological process: ubiquitin recycling; proteasome-mediated ubiquitin-dependent protein catabolic process. NCBI's taxonomy places the organism in Eukaryota, Metazoa, Echinodermata, Asteroidea, Valvatida, Acanthasteridae. Gene Ontology annotation, molecular function: ubiquitin binding. Gene Ontology annotation, cellular component: cytoplasm; nucleus. The record is from RefSeq and is a predicted model, not a curated record.
CACGAACAGUGGUAAAAAUGGCGACUGAUGACUCCCGAUUAAUUAAAGGGUGGCGGAUCGCAGCAUAUAAGAGAUAAUGGCAUUACCACCCACAGUACAGAUCUGAGAUUGUCAUCUAACCUGCAAACACACUGUCAGAAACCAACCAACUGGCCAUCUACAGCAAUGUCUAGUCGGCGGGUGGACAUCAACACUGCCCAGGUAGAGGAGUUGGCUACCUUGCUGGGCGUGGGCAGAGCGCGGGCAGAGGCCAUUGUUGAGAGAAGACAGAACAUUAAUGGAUUCCGUAGUGUUCUGGACUUAACAACUGUCCCUGGCAUUGGCAAUGGUGUGGUAGACCAAAACAGUAACAUGCUGACCUGCGGUACAUACUGCAGCCACACUUCAUCAGCUUCAUCAUCACAGUAUCACAGGCAUGCUCCAGCAUCAAGCACAAGCCCCCAGAUGGAAACCAGGGCUGGCACAAGUGUGUCCAGGGGGGCAAGCAGUGGCGGACACAAACGGGGUACAGGGGACAGGAACCAUGGCUGCAACAAGCUCACAGUUGGCCGCCUGAAACCCAGUGCCAGUGCCUUUGGCACUGCCAAUGUUCGCAGACCGAGUAGUGGGAGGAAAGCAACACCUCCCAAAGGAAGGACUAGCACCCUUCGGUCUAUUCUGGCAACAUCCAAGACCGCUGGUGCUGGAAACCAGAGCAGACAUGCUCGGCUUGGCAGGCGAGCUUCAGCCACUUUGCAUCGAUUCUCCAAGUCACCUACUACAUCCAGAGUAACCAAGAAAAGCAAACAAGCAGUGGACGUUCAGGAAGAAAGUGACCAGAGGUCGAGGGUAUCAUUACGAGAUUCGAGCAGUAGGGCUUCGACUUCUUCAUCAGCUGCCUACUCAGAAGCCAACUUAGGGAUUAAAUCUUGUGUUAAGCGCAAGUCAUCCACAAUAGCUGAUGAGAUGAAUCUAAAAGGCAACACCUCCCCCUCCAAGAAACUUUGCAGGGCCCACGAUGCUCUCAAUCAUAGGCGUUUACCCACCUCCACAUCAGUCCUGCCAGCUAGCAGUACAUGUAGUCGACACAAAUUCAGUUCAUCUAGAGUGACGCCAUAUCAACAAGACAAUGUAGAAGCACCCAGAAGACGUUUGUCCUCUAGGCUACAGCUGCCCUCCAACCUCAAUGAAUGGCUAAAAACCUUCCAGAACUGGAAUCUACCUGAGCAGCGAUUGGCCUUAGAUGAGUUGAUCAACCACUGUGAGCCAACACUGGUCAGGCAUGUUAUGUCCAUCAUUGAACCUCAGUUCCAGAGGGAUUUCAUCUCACUGCUACCUCGAGAGCUUGCUCUGUAUGUGCUAUCAUUUCUUGAACCCCGCGACCUCCUACGUGCCGCCCAGACUUGCCACUACUGGAGAAUCCUGUGUGAGGACAACCUUCUGUGGAAGGAGAAGUGCCGUGAGGCCUGCAUUGAUGAAGUCAAUGGCAAACAGACCCGGCGCCGGUCCAAUUCUGGGGUGCCACGCAGUCCUUGGAAGAGCAUGUACCUGAGGCAGCACCAGAUUGAGUAUAAUUGGAGGUUUGCAGACAUCAGGCACCCAAAGGUUUUGAAAGGUCAUGAUGACCAUGUGAUCACCUGUUUACAAUUCAACGGUCAACGAAUUGUCAGUGGAUCUGAUGACAACACGCUGAAAGUAUGGUCAGCCAUGACCGGUAAGUGUCUGAGAACACUGGUAGGCCAUACAGGCGGUGUCUGGUCCUCUCAGAUGUCCAACAACAUCAUUAUCAGUGGAUCGACAGACCGGACCCUUAAAGUGUGGAAUGCGGAUACAGGCCAGUGUCUACAUACGCUUUACGGACACACCUCUACUGUCAGAUGCAUGCAUCUUCAUGGCAGCAAGGUUGUAAGUGGUUCCAGGGAUGCGACUCUCCGAGUGUGGGACAUCGAGACUGGCCAGUGCCUGCAUGUGCUUAUGGGUCAUGUGGCUGCCGUCCGCUGUGUUCAGUACGAUGGCAGGCGGGUUGUCAGUGGAGCCUAUGACUAUACCGUUAAAGUCUGGAACCCUGACAAUGAGGAAUGCUUACACACACUGCAGGGACACACAAACAGGGUCUAUUCACUACAGUUUGAUGGUGUGCACAUCGUGAGCGGUUCCUUGGACACCUCCAUCCGGGUCUGGGAUGCAGAGACUGGGGAGUGCAAACACACCCUGAUGGGCCAUCAGUCACUGACCAGUGGCAUGGAGCUCAAGGACAACAUCCUGGUCUCGGGUAAUGCUGAUUCCACAGUCAAGAUUUGGGACAUCACCAGUGGUCAGUGUCUGCAGACACUGCAAGGACCAAACAAACACCAAAGUGCAGUCACUUGCCUGCAGUUCAGCAAGAAGUUUGUCAUCACCAGUUCUGACGACGGUACUGUUAAGCUUUGGGACCUGCACACAGGCGAGUUCAUUCGCAACUUGGUCACCCUGGAAAGUGGGGGUAGUGGAGGCGUUGUCUGGCGUGUCCGAGCCAACCAGACCAAGCUGGUGUGUGCAGUAGGUAGCCGCAAUGGCACAGAGGACACUAAACUAUUGGUGCUAGACUUUGAUGUGGAAGCGCAGAAACUAUGACAGCUCCUAGGUUGAAACUGCUUGAAGAUACCCCAGAAGUCAUAAUUGAAACAGCUGAAUCCAGAUUCCUUCAGCAUUGACUAACUGGAUUGCCAGCCAGUGAGGUUUAAAUCACUGUGGCAAGUUUGACAUGUUCUCAGCUGGAUGCAGCACGUAUUUGCUAAUAGUUAUUCAUACUCUGUGCCUGUCUGAGAAUUAUGCAGUGGAGAAAAGGUUAUACUCGGUGUGCUUCGGUGUCCAAGCAUGCAAAUCCCAGUCAGCUUGGAAGCCACUCGUGCUGUGAUGCCUCAUAAUGAGGAUUCUGACAUACCAAAGGAUAGAUGUGGCAUCUUUUCAACAUCAGGCCUAAUUUCCAUUUGAAUCAUGGCUUUGGAAAGUCAAUAUAAGUUUAUACUUCACAACUAUACAUCCAGUACCCAGACCUACUUGUAGAAUUACACAGUAUAGCAACAGAUAUCAGCAUAGUUUUCUUCAACCAAAGUGUUGACUGAUCACACACUGAAAUGUGUAAAAACAGCUCUCCCUUCAAUUGGACACCUUGGUUAAGGUUAAAGGAAAGACUUCCAUUAUAUUCACUGACACUGUGCAUCAUACAAUGCAGUGUAGAGGGUGGUAUUGAGGACUUAGCAGUGUUGAUGAAUGGUCUGUUCAACUGUUGUAGUCCCUCCCAGCUGUCACCCAUUCAUGAAACUUGUAGAUGAACUUGCAUCUCCUGUUACAGUUGGUCUGGAACCCAACCUUGUGCAUUUUUCUUGUAAAGCUGCCUCAGAUCUAUUUGGGACACUGGCUCAAUCCAGAUAUCCAAAUUGGGAGAUCAGGUUGCUAGUUAUGGUGUGUGAACCUUUUAGGACUGGAUCCAUUGUAAUCCAAGAGAAUAUUGCAAAAUUACUUCAGAAUUUAGGUGGCUUGUGUUUACUUGUUUACCUUCCUAUGCAAAGAUGCAUUCUUGAUAAAGUUGUCCUAUCAGUCAAAAUCAGGCAAAUGACCACAAUGUGUUUGUUUAUUGUGGCCAAUCAAGUGGAAGGAUUACAGCAAAAGGAGGGUCUAUACUCUGUUACCACAUCCAGCUACUUAAUGUUUCUCAUUGUUGUCUUAAAAUCCUGUAUCUCAAUGGGCUGCGAUAGCUCACAACUAGUUGGAGACACAAACUUGCGAGAAAAUCCACAAAUCUAGUGACAAUUUUCACUUGGACUCACACUGAUUUGGUGCUUACGACACAUUUGUGUAUGUCGCACAAAUAUUGCACAAAUGUUGCACGAGCUCUGCGUAAAAUUUCAGCCAGAAUUUGCCUGGAGUUCGCAUACAUGUCCUGCAACUGUCACAUGACAUUCGCACGACAUUUGCACGACAAAAUUGUGAAUAGUUUACACUUGCAUCUGUCCCGCGACAGUCCUGUGAAUGCUAAGGUUUUGUCUUUGCACCCAUUUGAAAGCCACAGAAUUUGGUACAGUUGAAAUGAGAACUUUGCUUAGUGCAACAGAAUGUAACAAUGGAUUCUGUACAGGGUACCAUGCACAGAUUUGACAGCAACUUUGGCAGCAUGUGUUUUGUAGAGUUUCAUUUUGGUAAUCUGUCCAGGGGCUUUGCCAGGGAAAUGCCGCAUACACUAAGUCAUUAUGUGAACUAAAUGACUUCACAAAUCAUGAACAGCCUUCCAAAAUAUUAGCAGGCGUCUGUAACAGUUUCUGCAUCUUUUGAACGAGGUAUAACAAGUGUGCACUGUGCAGUGGUUGCUCUAAAGAGAAGCAUUAGUACAAAAUUGUAUUUUGUAUACAAACUGCACAUAAUAUGGUACAUGCGCCUUACACAUUUGCUUGUCUGUGAAGGUUGGCACAGCCUUGCUUAUGGAAGUCACAAUCCGUCCAAGUGCUGCCAUUUCUUCAAUAUGCAACAAAUCUGUUUCUUGCAGUUGCAGUCUCACUGGUCUAGCAACCCAAAGCAGUACAGCAUACGUCUAUUACGCAUUUUUCUUUAAGUCUUGAUUUCUUUUACAUGAUAUUUUAUUUCAUACAGUUAACCAUGUUUGGGUGGGAAAUGUAUUGCACUAUUUGUUUUCAUUUUGGUCUUGUUUUAUUUUGAUGGCAUUAUUUCUUCACAAACGUUGGCAUAUCUUUUGAAAUAAUGUCCGAGUUUGGGUACACUACAGUAUAUGGAACUCAAUUCCUUGUGAAUGUGGAAUUCGUACUUUUCUUGAAAAAUUAAAUAUGUUGAUAAUGCAGUUUAUCCAUAAUAUUAUUUACUGACAGUGGAAAAAGUAGUCAGAUGGCAUACCUGGGCCCAAAUAAAUCAAACUUAUUCAUUAAUAUCCAGAAACAAGAUAGAGGGACACUUAGCCUGAUAUUUGAGUCAAGGGAAUCAUCUGCAUGUAUAGACUUCUCUUUUGUUGCAACACAAUCUUUUUCUCAGUGUGUUUACUCAGUUCAGUAUUUUAUCAUGGUAGAAAGUUCAGCUGAAGCAACGUGUCUGAAUGCUUAAUCCCAUAGCAGUAUGAAAAUAAAAUUUUAGUCCAGUGUUAAUAUUCACAGAUUAACAAGGAGUUCAAGAACUUGAUUUUGGUUGACCCCUGGAAACGUGAUAAAUUCCCAUGUGUAUGUGUACUUGGAACAGUGCUCUUAAUUUUAUUUACACUGAUGAAUGAUUUGUUUCUCCUUCCUUACUUUAACACUAUGUAUUUUAUGAAUUCUACAUAGAGAACCAGACUUGUAUUUCACUUCACCAACAACAGUUGUUUCACAUCCUUACCCACCCAGCAUCAAGCAUGAUGAUGAGUGAUUGUGUUCAACAGUUGUGAAUUUUUUUGUGCAUUGAAGAAUGAUUUUGACACUGGUUAACUUUUUUGAUGUUCAAGGCCUGUAUGGUACAGUAUGGGAAUUAUUUCUGUUACCAGGGAUUUGAGAGUUUUGUGUUUUUUUAUUGUUAACUGUCAUGUCAAAUAAUGUUUAAUAAGUGGGCCUGCCCCAAAGCUCUUACUGUGUGAUUAAUAAUAGAGUUUCACCCAGACUAUUCAUUUGGUUUUUGACAUGGCAAUAUAGACAUGCUUCUCACUGCCUAACUGUUUAAUAUUUGAGCGCAAUUUACAUAAAGAAUGAAUGUGUAAGCAUUAAGCACCUUCCAGUUAUCACUUUUAUUGCUCGAACUGUUUGUAUUUUUGUUUUUCUAAAAUUGUUUGUUACAUGGAGUAUGUUAUUCCAAGCGGAUGUCAGUUACAAAUGUAUAUUUUUGUAUCCUGUGCUUUAUUAUUUCAAAAUCGACAAAAGAACAGUGUUGCAUUCAUUGUAUUAGGAAUGAUUAAAAUGUCUUUUGACUCGCUGCCAGAGUACCAGCUUGCAACUAAUGGAAACUAGCUCACCACAGAAGGUGCCAAGAUACAGUGUCAUGAAAUAUCGGGCUAACAGUGUAAAAAAAAUUACAGCUUAAGUGACAUUUAUGGAACGAAUACUUGAAUUUUUGUAUCCAGUGACAAUGUAAAAACAAAAUGGGUUUUCAAAGUCAGAAUCUUGCUCUGUCGGAUCUUUGAGGUCCAGUUCUUACACGAUAUGUUCAUUUAAGCCCAGUUUACUUCCUUUUUUUUUUCAAAGUACUCAAAUGUUUUGCGCAUGCCUGAAGGAAUAAUCAACAUCUACAUUGGUCUGACAACAUGUAGAUGUAAAUUGGAUCUUCUAUUAUCAGCAUUUGUGUUAGUAUCUACAUGUACCCCAAAGGACUUCUCUGAAUCUUUCGUUCCUUUUGAUGCUCCCUAGUGAAUUCAUCCAAGUGUAGGCUUCAUGGAUCUUCUGUAUUCAUGAUGAACCAAAUUAAUAAAAUUGGUCAUCUGCUGACAAACCAGA